CUCAGUCAACUCGAAACCAAAACUUGCAGCUGGUGCAAGUUUUGCAGAAGCGAACGUGCUGACUAUCAGUAGGAGUUCUAUCCAUCCAAUAUCCGCGGAAAAUGCUAGACUUUGGACAGCCAGAGCUUCCCGGGACUUUUGUUGUGCUACAGGGUGUCCCUGGUGAUGGCAUGAGGAAUACGAUCCAUUCCUUUCCAAAAUAUCCGGCAAAAAUUGAUGACAACACUGCUGAACAGAGAUGUAACGAUGAAAGCACCACAGACCUGCAGGAAAUCUCGUCUUUGCCUGUAACUUCCACUUCAGAAGGCUAUCCGAAUGAGAAAGCUGCUACCGGAACAGCUUUGUACGCGUGUUCCACGCUACCAGCAUCCCAAGCGACGAGCGGUAGCGUUCUGCAAAAUAGUGGGAUCUUCCCCUUGGGUUGCUGGUCUCCACCAAGUGCUUCCGAAGCAUUGUCUGCGACAAACGGCAGCAUUCAUUCUAUUCAAAGUGCGUCGACGGGAAAUGACUUCUUGUCAGGAGGCAGUCAUGAAUCCCAAAAGGAUGAGCAGAAUUUUGGUUGUAGCAAGUCACAUCGUUUCGACGGACUGCCGGCGAAGUUAAGAUGCAGCACGCCUAACUAUGCGGAAGAGCUUGCCUUGAAUGAGUGGGAAAGGUUGUGCCGCGACGAAGAAGAAGGGCAGUGGCUGGAAUGGAAUGAAAGUAGUGAGCCGCGCCCGCAGCUACGAGUCAACGAAAAUAGGUGGUGGACUGAAAACGGCCGACUGAUUGUUUUUGAAAGAGUGCCUUCCCUUGACACCUUGUCAACAACACCAACAGUUGGUAUAUUGUCACCCGGUACGGUUGUUUUAGGGACAGAAAUGUUGACAAUUGGACCUUCGACAGGCAGGUGUCGGGUAUAUCGUCCCAGUGAUGCCACCGAACUUUUAAGGAUCGAGGCACCAAUUCAAGGAUACAUUGUUUUUAGCGUUAAUCGUUACCGCUUCCUAUUCCCCGGGAUGCUGAGUGCACUAUUGAGUGAUAGACAAUGGCUUUGGAGGGUGUCCUGUCCUGUUGGUGCAUUCGUCCGGAAAGGGCUUGAAUUGAGUACGCAGCACAUCACUACAGUCCCGUACGGUUCUCUGGUUCAUGUCAAGCGUAAAGCAAUCAAUGCCAUGGGGCUAUCCCGCCUACAAGUAGAAGUGUUUGUUCCCCCUGAAAAUGAGUCCAAAGACCCGGAGAUGGUUUUGGGCUGGUGCUCUGAAUAUCUCAAUCCUUUGUCAGGUCAGCGAGGUAAAAUUGCGCAGCCUCUUCCGCUUCCUGUUCCUGCCGUAUAUUGUGUUAUGCUAAAGGAGGGCGCCAUCAUUCGGGACGGCGUUGAAUUGUCUUCUCAGGAAAUUGGACACGCACCCGAAGGUUCUAUGCUAUCUAUCACCAGUCGUGCUUUUGCUGAACACCCCACAGAAGAUUGCGUGGAACGAUUGCGUAUAGCUGGAAAUGGGGGUUGGAUAAGUCGGAAACUUAACAAUCCUCCACCUCUGGACUUGGUAAUAGUAAAGCUUAUCGAAUUGGACGGAGAGUUUGAGCCCAAUGCCCCUUGGGCCUUUCACUUUUCUCAGUUACGAAAGAUGCAAGAAUCGCAUCAAGAACCGACUUGCUGCGGGACACAAGUCAAUGAAUUUACCGCGUUGCCAAUACUGUCCCCACUAAAUCCACCAGAACGUUCUAGAAAGGGGUCCUUGACAAGUUCACGCCUGAAAAAACCACCACUCAGCACCUACGCAAAAAUACCAAAUAGACAAUCAGCAUUGGAAGAUCAAUGCUUGGUUUGCUUGGCUGACUUUCGGACAUCAACAAUAGUUCACGGGGAGACAGGUCAUAUAGCAUGUUGCUUGGUCUGUGCCCGUAUCUUGAAAGCCCAAGGAAGUCCUUGUCCUAUUUGUCGCCAACCAAUUGAAUUGGUUGUGCAGCACUUUUGGGCGUGA
Messenger RNA from Phaeodactylum tricornutum CCAP 1055/1, 1964 nucleotides. RefSeq lists its product with no specific name. NCBI's taxonomy places the organism in Eukaryota, Bacillariophyta, Bacillariophyceae, Surirellales, Neidiaceae. The transcript has a single exon. Gene Ontology annotation, biological process: protein ubiquitination. The record is from RefSeq and is a predicted model, not a curated record. The coding region runs from base 102 to 1964 and encodes 620 amino acids. Gene Ontology annotation, molecular function: ubiquitin-protein transferase activity.